Ziziphus jujuba (common jujube) is the source of this 867-nucleotide messenger RNA. RefSeq lists its product as uncharacterized. Gene Ontology annotation, molecular function: nucleic acid binding. The coding region runs from base 1 to 867 and encodes 288 amino acids. The transcript has 2 exons. The record is from RefSeq and is a predicted model, not a curated record. Lineage: Eukaryota; Viridiplantae; Streptophyta; Magnoliopsida; Rosales; Rhamnaceae.
AUGGCAAGUGGAGAUAAUAUAACUGUGGCCAUCGCACAAGUGCCAAAUCAGACACCUGUGAUUCAAGUGCCUCAUUCUACAAAUCAUGCAAAGAGACCAGAGAAGUUCGAUGAAGCAAAUUUUGAGAGGUGGCAAUACAAAAUGUUGUUCUACUUCACUACGUUGGGUCUUUCGAGGUUUCUGACUGAAGAUGCACCACCUAGUAAUAAAAAUAGUGACAAAGAAACACUCAUGGCAGUGGAUGCGUGGAAACAUUUCAUUUACUUAUCUCAAAAUUAUAUCCUGAAUAACCUAUCAAAUGCCUUGUAUGGAGUGUAUUGUAGCAUAAAGUCAGCAAAAGAGCUAUGGGAAACUUUGGACUGGAAGUACACAACUAAAAAUAUUGGGUCAAGAAAGUUUGUUAUAGGCCAAUUCUUGAACUACAUGACAAUGAAUACCAAGCUAUUGAUGAGUCAAGUACAUGAGUUGAAAGUACUCAUUCAAGAACUUCUUGCUGAAAGAAUGUUGAUUAAUAAGACCUUUCAAGUAACUGCUAUGAUUGAGAAACUACCACCUAGUCGGGGAAACUUCAAAAAUUAUCUCAAGCAUAAGAAAAAUGAAAUGAAUAUGGAGGCUCUUGUUGGCAACCUUCGUAUCAAAGAUGACAAUAGGAGAUCUGACAAAAGAUCCGUGAAGGCCAUGGUGAAGGCCAAUGUUGUGGAGCAUGGGAAGUAUGUAACUCCGUUUGGAGAGUAUUGUGCUCAACAUGGCACUAUACAUGGAGGUACUCCAUCAUAUUCGCCACAAUCAAAUGAUGUGGCUAAACGGAAAAGUAGAACUUUGAAAGAAAUGAUGAACGCAAUACUGAUAAGUUCUGGAUUACCUUAG